AAAGUCAUUUGUUGCUGUUUUCUGCCUGAGUCAGAAAGCAGUCGCUUUAAUUUUUCUUAACUGCUUAACAGAGGAUAUCUCUCUGAAAAGAGAUGUUUGGGUGUGGUUUGUGCCUAACCCGGAGUCUGGGAGGAAAUUCCUGCUUGGGGGAGGGGAUGGGGGUCCUCCGUCAGUUCUGAUGAACCAUUCAGCUGCAGAGGGAAAAGUACUAAAAAGCUUCAGUAUUUCUCAAGGUGGGCAGGCUUGUAGAGACGAGGAUCAUCUCACACAGGUCGCCCACCAUAAGGUCAGAAGAACAGUAGCUGAUACUGAGAACCAAGGCAACUGCCGAGCUGCCCAAGACCACAACAGGGCAGUGCAGCGCAAGGAAAUGGUAAUUUGUAAGUCUAAAGUUUAAAGUGCACAUGGAAAGCGCUUAGUAGGAGGAAGUAUGAGUCUAACUUAAGUGGCUAUAAGCUCAGAAUUUCGUGCUUCGGGCCAGAAAGGCUAAGCAGGCCGCCUGCUAGAGAGCCGCAGAGUCAAACGCUUGGGGGCCGUGUCCAAGCUUGUGAACGGGUUGGCGGAGUGACUUGUGGUAUUGCCAGUCACUUGCCAGCGACGCAGCCCAUCAAGCAGUGGCCAUCAAGUUUCUCCGCCCCUUCCACCCCCAAGAGGCAAUGGGCCAGACAACAAAAGCUCCGCCUUAAGGGGGCGGGGCCACGAAACCGGGACUCCCGUGGUGCUCCGCGGCCACUUCCGGGCCGGGCUUGGUGCUGGUUCCAGCUGUCAUGUUGCGCGCUCUGAACCUCCUGCCCCCCCGACCUGGGUGCCAGCCCUCAACUGUGCUGUUCCUACCCGCUCGCGGCCGCAAGACCCGCCACGACCCGCCUGCCAAGUCCAAAGUCGGGCGCGUGAAGAUGCCGCCGGCAGUGGACCCUGCGGAAUUCUUCGUGUUGACUGAGCGCUAUCGGCAGUACCGGCAGACCGUGAGCGCGAUCAGGCGAGAGUUCGUGUCGGAGGUGCGAAAGAAAGCGUACGAGGCUCGAUCUGGGGUCCUGGCCGAGCGCAAGGUGCAGGAGGCCGCCACGGAGCACCGGGAGCUCAUGGCCUGGAACCGGGAGGAGAACCGGCGGCUCCAGGAGCUGAGGAUAGCUAGGUUGCAGCUGGAAGCACGGGACCAGGAGCUGCGACAAGCCGAGGAGCAGGCCCAGCGGGCCCGGGAGAAGCAGGCUUGGGUGCAACUGAAAGAGCAAGAAGUGCUCCAGCUGCAGGAGGAGGCAAAAAACUUCAUUACCCGGGAGAACCUGGAGGCACGGAUAGAAGAAGCAUUGAACUCUCCAAAGGACUAUAACUGGGCCAUCACCAGAGAAGGGAAGGUGGUCAGGAACUGAGUAGAGAGACUCCUAGGGGUCCAAAGUAAGGACAGUGCUUGCCAAGGAACCAUGGGUCAGGGAUUGGUGCACCCUAUGCGGGAUGGCUCAGCCUUUUCCAGAGCAGCCCCGUUCAGUCCAGGUUCUUCACUCCCCACCUAACUGGACACUGUUCUGACACCACUUACAAAGUGGGAAGUUUCCUAUCACACAGGAUCAGACUAGACUUAUCCCCUCAAGCAACCAAGCUAUUUUCUGAGUCUCGUGAAGUACUGUAAACCAAAUGUUUGCUGCUUUUAUAAAGUUUUGUUAGAACCCAGUCUUUCCCUUUCACUGACGGUACUGCUAGUGCUGUGAUGACAGAAGUAAGUGGUUAUAAUAAAGGCUAAACUUCUUGUAAAAUCAAA
Molecule: messenger RNA, 1756 nt
Organism: Mesocricetus auratus (golden hamster)
Lineage: Eukaryota; Metazoa; Chordata; Mammalia; Rodentia; Cricetidae
Gene: Mrps26
Product: mitochondrial ribosomal protein S26
Exons: 4
Coding region: 768-1370 (200 amino acids)
Cellular component (GO): mitochondrial small ribosomal subunit
Source: RefSeq, a predicted model, not a curated record